GAUCUCGCGGGAUUUCCCAUGGUGGAUGAGAAAGGUAGUUGUUUAGCACAGCCCAUGAUUAAAUUGUUCCAUCUGGGAUCUCUAUCCCCCUAUUGCAGUUGAAAUGUAAAAUGGUAAGGGUUAUUGUUAAGGCGAGGGUAAGAGCAGGGGUUAAGGUUAGGCACUGACCAUUUCAUCACCGCGCACCGGGCACUGCACAGGUGGCGUCAGCACCCUUCUGGUGAGCGAGCGCGCCGCUGUUUUUGCGUGACCUGAUUGGAGAAUUAGACGGGGCCGCUCUCUUCCAUCAGUUCGGUAUCUACCCGGUAACCCGGUCCACUCACACAAUCAUUCAGGCCACCCCACCCACUUUCCCCGCUACCGGCAUCAACAAUCGUCCACCGGAGUCGAUGCUAGCUGGAAAAAGAAGAGCAGAAAUGAUGUCGGUCUCGGUGGCGUUCAUUGGAGUGCUGAUGCUGCAUUUGGUCUCCUCACAGAACGAGCCUUCCAUCAACUCGUCGGACCACAUCAUGCUGCCCACUGAUCGCCACAGCCUGCCCAUCACUUUACAGUGCAACCUAACUUCAGCCCACAGUGCCCACAUCGAGAGCUUCUGGAUGAAGAAUGGGGAGGAGAUCCAAGAGACCCGCGGAGAGAGAGCCAACACUGAGUACUACCUGAAGAAGCCCAGAGGAGAGGAUGCAGGGGAGUACAUGUGUGUCUACACCUUCGAUCAGGCCCCAUCUGCUAACGCCACCAUCGAGAUUAAAGCGGGUCCUGACAUCAUAGGCCACAAGCGUAGUGACAAUAAGAACGAGGGCCAGAAGGCCUUGCUGUACUGUAAGUCCACUGGCUACCCCUACCCUAUCUGGACCUGGCGCAAACUGGAUAACGGGUUCUACAUGGACAUCAACAACUCCUCCGGCCGUUUCUUCAUUAACAACAAAGACAACUACACUGAGCUGAGCAUCAUCAACCUGGACAUCGGCUCCGACCCGGGGGAGUACCAGUGUAAUGCCACCAACAUGAUCGGCACCUCGUCCAUCGUGUCUGUGCUGCGGGUCCGGAGCUACCUGGCCUGGCUUUGGCCUCUGCUGGGCGUCCUGGCCGAGGUCAUUAUCCUGGUCGUCAUCAUCGUGGUCUAUGAGAAACGCAAGAAGCCAGACGACAUACAAGACGAUGACGAACCAGCUGGACCAAUGAAAACUAACUCCACCAACAACCACAAAGACAAGAACCUUCGUCAGAGGAACACAAACUGAGCAGAUUGAUGUCUCAUUAUUAAUAAUAACACAUUAUACAUGUAUUGACCAUAUGAAGGUAACCAGGAGAGGGAUCCAUAGCAAUGUGUUAAUGAGGAGGAGGAAGAGGAGGAGGAAGAGGAGCUACUGUAAAUGUCUUUAUUGUAUGAUGAGGCAUGCCUUCUGAUUUGAUUAUCUGUCUAUCGUGUGAUGGGGGUGAAGAAGGUGAUCAAUGAAUGUGAUCCCCAUAACAUUAUGAAUGGUUUACGAAGUGUCUACGAAGCAUUAUAACCAUUGUGGCUGCAUGCAGUUAUUGAUUGUUGCUGUUUAUUUAUUUAUUAUUUAUUCUUAUCAGAUUCUUAUCAUUUUCUAUUUUUUACUAAUUCUGAAGUAACGCAUGCAAGGUAUUCUAACCUUCUGUUUGGUGUAGACAUGACAUGACUUUACUUUUUGCUCUCCGUCUCAAAGGGCACCCUAGUCCAUAUACAGUGCACUACUUUUUGACCAGGGGCCUGAGUCUCAAAUCCAAAAUAGCACCCUAGUCCCUAUAUAGUGAUCUACUCUUGACCAGGGCCCACAGGGUAGUGCACUGUAUAGGGCAGGGGUAUUCUGACCCUACUGUAUAGGGCAGGGGUAUUCUGACCCUACUGUAUAGGGCAGGGGUAUUCUGACCCUACUGUAUAGGGCAGGGGUAUUCUGACCCUACUGUAUAGGGCAGGGGUAUUCUGACCCUACUGUAUAGGGCAGGGGUAUUCUGACCCUACUGUAUAGGGCAGGGGUAUUCUGACCCUACUGUAUAGGGCAGGGGUAUUCUGACCCUACGAGGUCCGGAGCACUGCUUGUUUUCUGUUCUACAUGAUAAUUAUUUACACCCACCUGGUGUCCCAGGUCUAAAUCAGUACAUGAUUACAGGGGAAUAAUGGGAUAAUUUUGGGGAUGAAUUUGAGGGAUAGACUUUUAGAAUAAAAGGUGCUAUCUAGAACCUAAAAAGGGUUAUUUGCCUGUCCCCGUAGGAGAACCCUUUGAAGAACCCUUUUUGGUUCGAGGUAGAACCCUUUUGGUUCAUGGAUCCCAAAAGAGUUCUACCUGGAACCAAAAAGAGUUCUACUAUGGUGGACAGCCGAAGAACCUUUUUGGAACCCUUUUUUCUAAGAGUAUAUAAGGAAUAGGUUUCCAUAGGGAGGAAUAGGUUCCCAUAGGGAGGAAUAGGGUGCCCUUUGAGACGCUGGCCUGGUUUUGUUGACUUUAAGAGUGGCUUCAUGUUUAUAGAUAAUCAUUAUUUAUUUGUGCUGACUAUGAGAAUCUAAAGACUUUGCAAUGUAAAAGAAAAAUCGCCAGAUAUCGUAAUCUGGUAUGACAGUAAAUCUGUACAGUUCAUCAUUCUGCUGCAUACUAUUUCAUAAGUUGGUAACUUGUUUAACAUUUCAUCAGAUUAGAUUUGGUUUACAUUUUAACGAGGGCUUUACAAUGUCCCCCGUCUUUUGACUUUGAUUGAGAAUUCCUAUAUUUUACAUGUUCUGUAUGUAUGUCUUUAUGAUAUCACCUUCGUAUAUAAUGAUAUAUGAAGGAUAUUCAUUCCUAAGAUGCACUUAAGUGUUGAAAAAGAAUGGGAAUUUAAAAAAAAUCUGUAUGAAUUUCAUUCGGUAGCUAAGCAACUGAACUCCGCCCAAUCCUAACCCUAUUGCUAGAGUAUGUGUAUUGUGUAUAGCAUGGCUAUUAUCCUAUGCAAUAAUAAUAAUCAAUAUUGAUAUUUAUAUAUACAAGUCCCUCUUAGCAGCUUUAGAUUUUACUGAGUAAGACAUCUUUAUUAGAGUAGGGGUAAUCACCUUAAGAGCAUUUAUAGAUACCGUACUGCUCAGCUGUAUGCUGAUCUAUAAUCAUCUUAAGAGCAUUCAUAGAUACCGUACUGCUCAGCUGUAUGCUGAUCUAUAAUCACCUUGAGAGCAUUCAUAGAUACCGUACUGCUCAGCUGUAUGCUGAUCUAUAAUCACCUUAAGAGCAUUCAUAGAUACCAUACUGCUCAGCUGUAUGCUGAUCUAUAAUCAUCUUAAGAGCAUUCAUAGAUACCAUACUGCUCAGCUGUAUGCUGAUCUAUAAUCACCUUAAGAGCAUUCAUAGAUACCGUACUGCUCAGCUGUAUGCUGAUCUAUAAUCACCUUAAGAGCAUUCAUAGAUACCAUACUGCUCAGCUGUAUGCUGAUCUAUAAUCAUCUUAAGAGCAUUCAUAGAUACCAUACUGCUCAGCUGUAUGCUGAUCUAUAAUCACCUUAAGAGCAUUCAUAGAUACCGUACUGCUCAGCUGUAUGCUGUAUCAGUUGAUCUCUAUAUAUGACAAUGAUAUACAGAUAUACUGUGGCCUUCAGAAAGUAUUCAUAACCCUGGACUUAUUCCACAUUUUGUUGUGUUACAGCCUGAAUUCAACAUGGAUAAAAUAUAUUUGUUUUUUUCUCACCCAUCUACACACAAAACCACAUAACGACAAAGGGAAAACAUGUUUCUAGAAAUGUAGCACAUUUAUUGAAAAUUAAAUACAGAAAUAUAUCAUUUAAAUAUGUAUUCAGUCCCCUAAAUCAAAACAUGUUAGAAUCACCUUUUAACAGUGAUUACAGCUGUGAGUCUUUCUGGGUAAGUCUCUUAAGAGCUUUGUACUCCUGGAUUGUACAAUAUUGAACAAUGUUCUUUUUAUAAUGAUUCAAGCUCUGUCAAGUUGGUUGUUGAUAAUUGCUAGACAGCCAUUUUCAAGUCUUGCCAUAGAGUUUCAAGCAGAUUUAAGUUAAAACAGUUACUGGGCCACUCAGUAACAUUCAAUUUCGUCUUGGUUAGCAACUCCAGUGAAUAUUUGGUCUUGUGUUUUAAGUUAUUGUCCUGCUGAAAGGUGAAUUUGUCUCCCAGUGUCUGGUGGAAAGUUUUCCUCUAUGAUUUUUCCUGUGGUUAGCUCUAUUCCAUUUGUUUUUAUUAAAAAGAAAAUCUCCCUAGUCCUUGCUGAUGACAAGCAUACCCAUAACUUGAUGCAGCCACCACCAUGCUUGAAAAUAUGAAGAGUGGUACUCAGUAAUGUGUUGUGUUGGAUUUGCCUCAAACAUAACGCUUUGUGUUCAGGACAAAAAGUUAAUUGCUUUGCCACAUUUUUUGCAGUUUUAUUUUAGUGCCUUAUUGCAAACAGGAUGGAUGUUUUGCAAUGUUUGUAUUCUGUACAGGCUUCCUUCUUUUCACUCUGUCAAUUAUGUUAGUAUUGUGGAGUAAAUACAAUGUUGUUGAUCCAUCCUCAGUUUUCUCCUAUCGCAGCCUGUCACAGCCUCGAACUGUUUUAAAAUCACCAUUGGCCUCAUGGUGAAAUCCCUGAGCGAUUUCCUUCCUCUCCAGCAACUGAGUUAGGAAGUACGCCUGUAUCUUUGUAGUGACUGGGUGUAUAGAUACACCAUCCAAAGUGUAAUCAAUAACUUCACCAUGAUCAAUGUCUACUUAUUUUUUUACCAUUUACCAAUAGGUGUACUUAUUUGUGAGGCAUUGGAAAACCUCCCUGGUCUUUGUGGUUGAAACUGUUUUUGAAAUUCACUGCUCGACUGAGGGACCUUGCAGAUAAUUGUAUGUGUGGGGUACAGAGAUGAGGUAGUCAUUCACAAAUCACGUUAAACACUAUUAUUGCACACAGGGUGAGUCCAUGCAACUUAUUAUGUGACUUGUUAAGCACAUUUUUACUCCUGAACUUGUUUAGACUUGCCAUAACAAAGGGGUUGAAUACUUAUUGACUCAAGACAUUUCACCUUUUCAUUUGUAAACAUUUCUAAAAACAUCAUUCCACUUUUACAUUAUGGGGAAUUGUGUGUAGGCUAGUGACAAAAUAAAUAUCUACAUGUUUAUAAAUGUUUAAUUCAGGCUGUAACGUAACAAAAUGUAUAAAAAGUAAAGGCGUGUGAAUACUUUCUGAAGGCACUGUGUAUGGGAGCUCGGGGGGAGGCAGUGCAAAAACGGCCUAUUUUAUGUAUGUACGGAUUGACACUUGUAAAGCAAUCCCAAAUCAAUCCCAAAUCUAUCCCAAGGUCAAGAUCAAUCCCAAAUCUAUCCCAAGGUCAAGAUCAAUCCCAAAUCUAUCCCAAGGUCAAGAUCUAUCCCAGGAUCAAUCACAAAAUCAAUCCCAGGAUCAAUCCCAUGAUCAAGAUCAAUCCCAAAUCUAUCCCAAGGUCAAGAUCAAUCCCAAAUCAUUUUUAGGAAUAAAAACCUCUAAAAUGAA
Molecule: messenger RNA, 5451 nt
Organism: Salvelinus fontinalis (brook trout)
Lineage: Eukaryota; Metazoa; Chordata; Actinopteri; Salmoniformes; Salmonidae
Product: neuroplastin-like
Exons: 8
Coding region: 390-1241 (283 amino acids)
Cellular component (GO): neuron projection
Source: RefSeq, a predicted model, not a curated record